Molecule: messenger RNA, 810 nt
Organism: Budorcas taxicolor (takin)
Lineage: Eukaryota; Metazoa; Chordata; Mammalia; Artiodactyla; Bovidae
Gene: C24H8orf48
Product: chromosome 24 C8orf48 homolog
Exons: 1
Coding region: 1-810 (269 amino acids)
Source: RefSeq, a predicted model, not a curated record
AUGGCAGACCUUUCUAAGGAGACCUUGGAGUCCUUCACUGAUGAGGUAAAGAGUUCCGGUUCAUUCAGUUCCUCUGGAGGACUGCAGCCCUGGUCUUCUGCCUCUGGGAGCAAGUCUGAGAGUGGAUCGCAGCCUUCACGCUCGGAAUAUGGAGACCACCAAUCUGAGCUUUCGGACUUCAAAGCUAAUGUGAAGAAAUUGAGCAGAAAAUGGAUCCACAACCUCAAAGGCAAGGAAACGAACUCUGAACAGUAUCGACCGGACACUAAAUAUCAAACAGAAAUCACUCAGGCAUCCCUUGAAGAAUUGAAUGCCCUGCAGUCUUUCUGCACCGUUAAGGUAAACCUGAUCCACCAUAGAGCGAACUCUACGGGGAAAAAGAGCAGCAGGCAUAAAAAGCUGCAGCUUGGACCCGAGGCAGAAGCUCCAGAGGUAGAUACCUUAAAGUGUACUGUCCCUGACGAGCUUUUGAAUAGAAUCUAUUUUAAAAACAUGAGAACACCCAAACAGGUGGGGACAGCUAAGCAACACAUUUCUUCUCGGUGUCCCGACUGUACCAGAAAAAGGGCAGAACUGGCCCAAUCUGCCUUCCUGAAACAGAAGAAGACUUUACUGGAGUCACUUCUACUCCAAGAGAAAAUAGAUGAACAUCUUAAUACGAAAGACUUCCUUACCCUUGUCAGAGAAGCACACCAGAGCCUUCCCAGGCUUUCAGAUGACCCCAGAAGAAUCUGGGACAGACUGAAUGAGAGAAAAGUAAAAUUGGAUACUCUGGUUUUUGAAAGGUCAGAUAUAAAGCAGAAAAUGUAG